This is a messenger RNA of Capsicum annuum, 1587 nucleotides long. Its product is annotated as LRR receptor-like serine/threonine-protein kinase EFR. Gene Ontology annotation, biological process: protein phosphorylation. The record is from RefSeq and is a predicted model, not a curated record. Gene Ontology annotation, molecular function: protein binding; protein kinase activity; ATP binding. The transcript has a single exon. Lineage: Eukaryota; Viridiplantae; Streptophyta; Magnoliopsida; Solanales; Solanaceae. Bases 1 to 1587 code for a protein of 528 amino acids.
AUGGGAGUCAAUCAGCUUGAAGGGGAAAUUCCAUUGUUCAUAACAAAUGCUUCAAAGCUUGAGAUACCGAUUCUAAAUAAUAACUUUCUCACUGGAACUGUUCCUACUAAUUUGGGAAAUCUUUGUGAGCUGCAAUCACUGUUCCUACAUACUAAUCAACUUACCAAUGAACCAAGAGAGCAUGAGUCGCGAUUCUUCAAUUCUUUGAUGGACUGUAGGACACUGCGAUAUGUAGAAAUGGAUGACAACCCAUUGAAUGGCGUUCUUCCCAAUUAUAUUGGGAAUCUUUCAUCCACUAUUGAAAACUUCUAUAUAUCAAAUGCACUCAUCAAUGGCCUCAUCCCCCCAGGUAUAGGCAACAUGAGCAGUCUAACAGAACUAAAUUUUGAAGGAAACAACUUGGCGGGAAGUAUUCCUUCUGAAAUUGGUAAGCUUAAACAACUCCAGGGACUGUUUCUAACUUACAAUAAAUUGCAGAGACAUAUUACAGAGGCGGUAUGCCAUUUAUCUAAUUUGGUUAAAUUGACUCUAGCUGGUAAUAACCUCACUGGAGAGAUCCCAGAAUGUAUAGGAAAUCUAAGCAUGCUACAACUUCUUUCUUUGUUUUCUAACAGAUUAUCUUCAGAGCAUCCCUUAAGCAUUUGGAAGAUGAGUGGUCUUCUCUAUCUAGACAUGUCACAAAAUUGUAUAGAGGGAGAAUUUCCAUCGGAUAUUGGAGAACUGAAGGCCAUUAUAAAACUAGAUUUUUCAAGUAACCACUUUUUGGGCAUGUUACCAAGCAAACUGGGGGAACUCCAGAACCUGCAGUAUCUUGACCUAUCAAACAAUUCAUUUUUUGGCCAAAUUCCAUUAUCCUUUGCCAACUUGAUAAGCUUGGAAUUCUUGCAUUUGUCUUUAAAUUCUUUGUCAGGUACUAUUCCUAAGUCAAUGGGAAGACUCUCAUACCUUAAAAGCAUUAAUGUUUCAUUUAAUGAAUUAGAAGGUGAAAUACCCAGUGGUGGUGUGUUUGUGAAUUCCACUGUGCAAUCAUUUCUUGGAAACAAAGGUCUAUGUGGAGUGCACAUAUUGGAGGUUCCUGCUUGCACUAAUCCUGGACUACAAUCAAAGUCUAAGGAGCUAGUGCGAAAGGUUGUUAUUCCAGUGGUUAUUUCAUUCUUUCUGAUAUUCUUGUUAGCUUCAAUUUGGAUAGUCAAACGGCAGAAGAAAGGAAAGUCCAAAGAUGUGGAAAAGGUACCAGAUAUCAGGACUCAUCAAUUAGUUUCUUAUCACAAGAUUCAGCGAGCAACAAAUUAUUUUGAUGAGUCAAAUUUAAUUGAUGUCGGAAGUUCUGGUUCUGUGUACAAAGGCACAUUAUCUAGUGGAAUUGUGGUAGCCAUAAAGAUUCUGGAUUUGGAAUAUGAGGAGGUAUGCAAGAGGUUCGAUGGUGAAUGUGAAGUGAUGAGAAAUGUAAGGCAUAGAAAUCUUGUGCCCGUGAUCACAACUUGUUCUAGUGACUAUAUAAGAGCCUUUGUUUUGCAAUAUAUGUCUAACGGGAGCCUUGAAAAUUGGUUGUACAGAGAAGACAGCCAAUUGAACCUUCUUCAAUGA